Molecule: messenger RNA, 556 nt
Organism: Dermacentor silvarum
Lineage: Eukaryota; Metazoa; Arthropoda; Arachnida; Ixodida; Ixodidae
Exons: 3
Biological process (GO): regulation of apoptotic process
Source: RefSeq, a predicted model, not a curated record
CUUAAAAGUAUAUGGUGAGUUAUUCUUUAACUGCAGAUGCUUGCAAAGGACGAUGCUACAGCAAUGAGGCAACCUUCAAGUGCACCAGCUUCAUCCACGGGAAUAUCACAGCAUCAAGAUGAGCCAGCAGGUCUCUCUGAAGUGACAAUAGCCAUGGACAUCUCCGAGGGCUUGUCAGAUGUGCUAGCAGAGGGUGCUGCUACAACUGCUAGCUCGUCCUUCGCUGAUUCAGACAUUGCUGAUGAGCCUUCCGAAAUCCAACAUGUCCUGGUAUGUUUGAUUGUGGUAAUGACCACAGGGCUUGCUUUUUUCAUGCGUAUGCCUUGGUUCAUUCAUGCUCCACAGCAAGCAGAAGACACACCUGAAAAGGCCUUUCUGAGGCACGAAGUGAGGCGUUACUCGCAACUGCAAACUGCGACCAAGAAAAAGAUCAAGACUCUGCAGCAAUCCCGUCGCCGGCUUUUACAUAAGGUUGCUCAUCUUCAAGAUGUCAUUCAAGAUUUGUCUGAGAAUCGCAUUCUAGGAAAUGAGGAUGUUGCCACGCUGCAGAGUCUUG